GAACAAUAUAAUUUAAAAUAUGAUUAAUUAGAAUCAUCAUCAGUAGUCUAGUGUAGUUAUUGUACUAGUAUAUAGUGUAGUGACUAGUAAUCAAUAGAAAGUAAAUAACUUUGCAUGCCUCCAGAAAACGUACGCUAUCCGCCCAGUCAUCAUGCAAGAAACUACAUAAAGACAGCUCUCCAAAAAUGUUACAAUACCAAACCGAAGCUUUUAGAAAUCAAAGAGGCAAAGAGCUUAAAAAACGGACACAGGAGGUUCUGUAGUACCAAAACAGGGCUUUACAGAGGAUGGUGGAAGAACAAUUUGAGAGAUGGUGUGGGAGUACAAGUCAAUAAUGUAACUCGAAUUACUCUUGAAGGGGAGUUCAAAGCUGACAUCUGUAGCGGUUACGGAAUUUUGUCUAGAACGAAGCCUAAUGGACUAAAAACUCUCGUUUAUGACGGAGAUUUCUUCAAUGGAGCUCCAAACGGCAAAGGUGAGCUGCACACUGACAACUAUUUUUACAGUGGAAAACUUUAUAAUGGUAAAGCAUCCGGUGUCGGUAUAGCUUGGUUCAACAAUGGAACAAUCUACUUUGGUAAUUGGUAUAACGGCAAAAGAAUGGGACAAGGAAUGCUUAUUAAUGGAAACAAGGAUCGUUAUGAAGGAAACUGGUAUGAUGAUAAAAAGCACGGAUAUGGAAAAUACUGUUUCUUUGACAGAGGACAAGCACUGGAAGGUGUUUGGGUUGCAGAUGUCUGCGUAAGAGGCACUAUGAGGAACAUAAAAUACAGGCAGGCAGCUAUGAAUCCAGUCAAAUACUCAAUACCAAUGUUAAUGCUGAAGGACUGGAUUACCUCUUACUACUUUUGGGAACAAGAAGCAUUCGCUCGGGUAGGUAAGUACAUUAAAGAUGACUUGGGAAUAAAAGACGUGAACCUAGAGGAUUUCGAAACUUCUUCAGCUGAGUUACAGCCUUAUGAUAUGAAACAAAAUCUAGCAGGAAAUUUCUUAUCAGUUGAAAUUAAUACUGAUUCCAACACAUCUUUAAAAUUGCCUUCUACCACAAAAAUUGAACCAUGCGUUAGGUAAUGCGUUAUAUUUGAAUAAUAAAUGAAAAUGAAACCAUAUC
This is a messenger RNA of Nezara viridula (southern green stink bug), 1111 nucleotides long. Lineage: Eukaryota; Metazoa; Arthropoda; Insecta; Hemiptera; Pentatomidae. The record is from the annotation of a GenBank genome assembly.